Molecule: messenger RNA, 1068 nt
Organism: Phytophthora sojae
Lineage: Eukaryota; Oomycota; Peronosporomycetes; Peronosporales; Peronosporaceae
Exons: 1
Coding region: 1-1068 (355 amino acids)
Cellular component (GO): cytoplasm
Molecular function (GO): phosphoadenylyl-sulfate reductase (thioredoxin) activity
Source: RefSeq, a predicted model, not a curated record
AUGGCCGCCCCGGUCUUCGACGAGUCCCAGUUCGCCUCGCUGGAGGCCUACGCCGAGGCACUGAACGCGCAGCUGGAGGGAAAGAGCGCGACCGAGAUCGUGGAGUGGACCUUCGACACGUUCGGCGCGCGCACGGUGCUGAGCUCGAGCUUCGGCAUCCAGUCCGCCGUCAUGUUGCACCUGACGCGCAGCGUGAGCAGGAGCAUCACCGUGGUGUGGGUGGACACGGGCUACCUGCCCAAGGAAACGUACCAGUUUGCAGCGCGCCUGACCAAGGCGCUGGACCUGGACGUGCGCGUGUACCAGUCGCCGAUCACGCCGGCGCGCAUGGAAGCGCUCUACGGCAAGCUGUACGAGCUGGAGACGCCCGAGGCGCACCGCCAGUACGGGUUCAUGCGCAAGGUGGAGCCCAUGCAGCGCGCGCUCAAGGAGCUGGACGCAGCGGCUCUGCUCGUGGGCGUCCGCGCGGACCAGACCCAGCACCGCCAGCACAUGAAGCACGUCAACGUGUACGAAGGCCGCCUCAAGAUCUGCCCCAUCCUCAAUUGGAGCAAGCACGAGGUCGACCAGUACAUGGCCGUCAACCAGCUCGAGUACCACCCGCUCAAGGCGCAGGGCUAUGAGAGUGUGGGCGAUGCUCACUCCAGUCGCCCCGUGACUGAAGCGGACAAGGGCAACGACCGUGCUGGACGCUUCAACGGCAAGCAGCAGGAGUGCGGACUGCACCUGGACAUGCACGACAUGAAGCUCGAGGACCUCAAGUUCGACGACCCGUUGGCGCUGUCCGAGAACGACCAGAAGCUGCUGGAGCUCACCAAGAGAGCGAAGGGCAUCACGGUGUUCACCAAGCCUACGUGCAAGUACUGUUUGGCUGCCAAGGACGUCAUGCGCGAGCGCGAGUGGGAAUUCGACGAGGUAAGCGUGCCCACCGAGGUGUCUAUCCAGUCACUACAGCAAAUUGUUGGCAAGCCCGUCAAAACCGUGCCACAGAUCUUCCUGGACGGCAAGUACAUCGGGGGAUACACGGAAUUCGUCGCGCACCUCGGCAUCCCGUCGCGUUUUGCCUAA